Onychostoma macrolepis is the source of this 5729-nucleotide messenger RNA. It is a transcript of the gene a1cf, whose product is annotated as apobec1 complementation factor. Gene Ontology annotation, cellular component: nucleus. Lineage: Eukaryota; Metazoa; Chordata; Actinopteri; Cypriniformes; Cyprinidae. The record is from RefSeq and is a predicted model, not a curated record. The coding region runs from base 2847 to 4631 and encodes 594 amino acids. Gene Ontology annotation, molecular function: mRNA binding. The transcript has 11 exons.
GGAGCCUUGUCAGGUAGUGGCAAGAUAAAGGCAGUGGCAGUGUUUAAAAAAAACGCUAAGCUCAUCCAUACAGCUCUGUUGUCUGUAUUUAAUGCUUUUAAUGGUGCAGUUCAAUUAAUAAUAUUGCAUUAAAACUGUUCGAUACGAUUGUGAGGACACUGUCUAGGUAAGAUAUAAUAAAGAACAGUCAUCAGUUAAUUACACACAUUAAUUUGACUAAUUAUUUUUGCUUAUUUUUACAUUCUGAUUAAAAAAUUUUACAACACAAACUCUAAUAGUCUUUAUAAUACAGAAACGAUCAUUCACCUUUAACCUUUCUUCUACAUUUCAACAUACAAACAUGCACAUGUGAAUUACAAGAUCAGCUGUAACAUAAACCCAGAGCUAAUCACUGCUGUUACCAAAAUGCUUCCACAUAUGGCACUUCUUCAACAUACGGUAUUUAUAAUACACGGAAUACUGAACCUUACAUAUGGUUUUUAACGAUAGGAACACUGUGUACAUGUGUGAUUUGGUUGGGGGUAGUGCAUAGAAUAUCGUUUUUGAUUUAUGAUCUUAAAUACAGAGGCAGGCCGCAAAUGUAACAUGCAAUUGAAGAGCAAUUACAAAUAUUAUAUUCCCUGCACUUUUGCCGUUUUGCCCUGCUGUUGCCGUUUCAGUCCAGCACAAUGGCCUUCAGAACAUGUGUAUUUAGCUUCAGUCAACAUGGGCUGAAAAGCAGCCAGAGAUCCAGGCAUGAUAAGCGCACGUCUAGUUAUCUUGUUUAUGCAAACGGUAACCAGGCUGUCCAGAAGAGAGCAGUGGAUGGACUGCAGACUAAUGGAGUCCUUUCCGUACUGUCUUAAAAUGCUCUCUUUAAUGGAUUCCUAAUGUUUGGCCAUCUCUCUUAAAUCCCUGACGUUUGAGCUUCAAGGAAAUCGCCAUUUGUGACCCUUGCUAAAGAUUUUUGGUUUCAUGCACUGUAUGGAUUGAAUAAAAGGACGCAUUUUCCAAACUGCAAAAGCGUGCAGUAAUAGCAUCUUGCUCGGUGAGUCAUCUGUGAUGAGUCCUUUCAGUCUAGAUAAAUUCUCUGUGCUUUGCACAAGCUAUUGAAUUUGCAGAGGCGACCACAUUAGCGCUGUCAUUGCUGGUGAGAUGCAUUGUAAAAUUAAUGAAAAGAAAAAGAGCACACAGACUUGCAGGGACAUCGUACAUCUAUUUUUAAGGGGACACCAAUGGCAGUCCUCACUUAGUCGAUGCACUAGGCAAGAUAAAACUUUAAAAAAGCAUAUUUUAUCAACUAAUUGUUUUUUUUGUAUGUAAAAUGUAUCUUAUCCCUAUAUAUAUAUAUAUAUGUGCCAAAUAAAGGCCAGCUUGUGUUUGUCUUUUUUUGAGCUACUUAUAGAGAGACAAUGAUUGUGGUAUCACGGUAUCAUCAUCGCUGUCAUGAUUACACGCAGAUACUGAAGAGCUUUUGAAAAUGACUAGCAGUCUUGUCACCUUUGACCCCUAUUCUGUACUCACACACUCCUUUGUUGUCUUCAGCAUCUCUCUUUGAUCAAGUGAAGCUGAAAAAGACAAAGACAAAUAGACACUACACUGAUGAGUUUUACAGACCCAUGGCCAUGCGAUUCAAUCACACUUGAUAGCACUUUCAUCUCAAAAGAAUGAAUAAUCAGAAGGGAGAUAUUGUUAAUAUUAGAUUUACGUAAAUGGGAACUUUUGCUUACUUUCUGCUUCAGACUCUUGCUUGCCCAUAUUUUCUCCUCAGAAUCAAACAUAGUAUCUAGUUUCUCCAAUGAGUCUCAGAGGAGAUCUCAACAAUGUCUUAAACGAUGGUCACAUUUGCUCUAAAGUCUGCAAAGUCAUAGAUGUGUGAACAAAUGAUUAUCAACAAAUGAAAAAGAAUAAAAAAUAAAAAUGAUCAGAGCUGCUAUUCAUUACUUAGUUCUAUAAUUUUAUUACUAUUAACUAAGAAAUCUCUUAGGAAAGGAAUAGUUUGAAAAAUAAAAUAUUAUUUUGUCUUCUAAGAGAGGAUAAAAUAAAAAAAAAAAAAAAUAAAAGUCUGGUUUUCUGUCCAUGCAGUGAAAGUCACUGGUUUACAGCAUUGUUUUGGACCCAGCUUUCAUUGUAAGGACAAAAACUGUCAUAUAUUUUGUGUUCCAUGGAGGAGAAAAAAAAAAGUCAUACAUUUUUUGGAGAGUUUAGUCUCCUGAGCUAUUUAUAGAGCAAUCUUUUGAUGUAAUAAUAGAAUUAUGCUUUCAUAUUUUCUCAAUUCUGAUUGAGGAAAACAAGGUGUGAAAUAAGGGUGGGACACAGAUGUCCUCCUAUUGAAAAAUAUGUGACUCAAUGAUUGUCUGCUGUUUUGAUUUGCUCUCUUCAGUUAAUAAUUACACUGCAGUCCUUGACCGGGAGGUGAGGAAAAUGUUUUUUUCCCCCCACUUUUCUUUUUUUUUUUGCCAACGCUGUCCAGCCAAUAUAUACCCAAAGCUUUCUUCAUGCAGUUCAAACAGACUUUGAUCAGAGACACUGAUUAAAUUAAGAUGACAGAUGCCUACAUUAAGACCAAAUAAUCACAUUUCUCCUCCUCUAGGAUUAGAUCUUUGUGAUAAAGUUUUCUCUUAUGUAUAAAUGAACAAAAUGGCUAUUUAUUAAAUGGAUUAGUGUUGUUCAAAAGAGAACUGUUAGGACAUAUGAAUUUCUUACCUUUGAACCUGUCCGUGAGAAACAUGUCUUGGCUUCUUAUCAUGUUCAGAUUUAAAGCAGGAGUAUGCUAUCUUGCCCUGUCAUUUAUGUGUGUUUGAACUUUGAUUUAAUUUCAGUGAGCACCCCUAAUUUUGCUGAUUUAUAGCUGAUAAUCACUCACAAUGGAAACCAAUCAAAAAUGUGGGGAUGGACUGACUGGCAUGCAGAAAGAGACUGCGCUGCGUGCUCUGAUCCAGCGCACAGGAUAUCACAUACACCAGGAAAAUGGCCAGAGGAGAUAUGGUGGUCCACCUCCUAGCUGGGAAGGCCCACCUCCAGAGAGAGGCAGUGAGAUUUUUGUGGGAAAGCUUCCUCGGGACCUCUUUGAGGAUGAACUGGUGCCGCUCUGUGAAAAAUUUGGCAAAAUUUAUGAAGUACGGAUGAUGAUGGACUUCAAUGGCAACAAUCGAGGCUAUGCAUUUGUUACCUUCUCCACAAAACAAGAGGCUAAGAAUGCCAUGAAACAGCUCAACAACUAUGAAAUCCGGAAUGGAAGACUUCUUGGUGUGUGUGCAAGUGUAGACAACUGUCGUCUUUUUGUGGGCGGCAUUCCAAAGACCAAAAAGAGAGAAGAGAUCCUGGCAGAGAUGAAGAAGGUGACGGAUGGUGUAAUGGAUGUCAUUGUUUAUCCAAGCGCUGCUGACAAGACCAAGAACCGAGGUUUUGCAUUUGUCGAGUAUGAGAGCCAUAGAGCUGCUGCCAUGGCCAGGAGGAAACUGCUACCAGGGAGGAUUCAGCUGUGGGGUCAUCCAAUUGCAGUCGACUGGGCUGAACCUGAAGUAGAGGUAGAUGAGGACACCAUGGCCACAGUGAAGAUCCUCUAUGUUCGUAAUCUGAUGUUGCCCACCACAGAGGAGACCAUAGAGAAAGAGUUUAACAGCAUCAAACCUGGUGCUGUUGAAAGGGUGAAGAAGAUCCGAGAUUACGCUUUUGUUCAUUUCUCUCAAAGAGAGGAUGCCAUUAAUGCCAUGAACACACUGAAUGGAAAGGUCAUUGAUGGUUCUCCCAUUGAGGUAACACUAGCCAAGCCUGUGGAUAAGGACAGUUAUGUUCGGUACACCCGAGGCACAGGGGGUCGUGGUGGGACUCUGCUCCAAGGAGACUAUGCUUACACUGUAGGCCAGAUGUACGACCCCUCAGCAGCCUACCUAGGAGCACCAAUAUUCUACGCCCCUCAUGCAUAUACAGCCAUCCCUAAUCAGUUCCGCUUCCCCAGUACCAAAGGGCACAUAAGUACCAGGGGGCUGGUGCGCUCCCCCUCUGUGAGAGAAAUUUACAUGAAUGUACCUGUAGGGGCAGCGGGCGUACGUGGUUUGGGCGGGCGAGGAUACCUCGCCUAUGCAGGCAUGGGUCGUGGCUGUGCCACGUACCAACUCAAGACAGACAAACGCCCCGACGACAAACUCUAUGACCUUCUUCCUGGCAUGGAGCUCACGCCCAUGAACCCAGUCACUCUGAAGCCUCAAGGCAUCAAACACGCCCCACAGAUCUUGGAGGAUAUUUGCCAAAAGAAUAACUGGGGACAACCGGUUUACCAGCUUCACUCUGCUAUUGGACCAGAUCAGAGGCAACUGUUCCUUUACAAAGUCACCAUCCCUGCUCUGGCUACUCAAUAUCCAAAUAUACAUCCGUUUACCCCCGCCAAGCUCUGCGCAUCAAUGGAUGAGGCGAAGCUGCAUGCGUCCGAACACACGCUGCAGAUCCUUGGUGUUCAGACAGAGGGCGCUGACGCUUCCGCUGCUGCGGCCGUCGCUGCUGCAUUCCCAGGUUAUGCAAUUGCCAGCACCACUGCUAACCAGCUGAAACAGGCUGUUUCUCUGGGUCAGGACCUGACUGCCUAUGCAACCUACGAGGGUUACCCUGCCUUUGCUGUGGCAACCCGUGGAGAUGCAUAUGGAGUGUUUUAAAACCUUUAACUAACAGUCUCUGUAAAGUCAAUGUUAAUCUGUUCAUUGUAUUCUGUCGUGUCUAUAGGUUAGUAGUGAUUGUUUGUUUAGAGUUAUGAUAACUUUAUUUCUUCCCAAGUGUUUUCAGCAUUUUUACGAUAUUGAAGAAUGUGAGUCAUCUUUUGACUUAACUCAGGAAGAGGGCCGUCUGAAGGCUGCCAACAACUCAAACCCAAACAAAAAUGUCACAUUUCAUGUUUUAUGAUUUAUUGCUGUUUGUCAAGGCUUGAAUUCCCUUGAUUUAAACAUUACUUGUGUCAUAAAUUGUGGUCAUCCAGAAUGGUGAUCUCAUUAGAUUCAAUUUUUUUUUUUUUUUUUUUUUUAUUAUCUAAAUGAGACAAAUUUAGGCUGGACCCUUGUUCAAUGCUGCCUGCUGCCUUUGAACGAUUGCCUUUAACAAUGAAUCACUACAAUUGAAUGUCAUUUCGAAACACUUAGUAAUAUUCCAUUGUGCUAAGUGAUACAGAUGUUUAUCCAGACAUUUACUUUAGUAAGCUUUGGUAUUGUAUUUAAAGUGGUUUGUUUUUGUGUUGGUUUUCUUUCAGUAUUUACAUUAACACCUAAGUACAGAGAGUUUUAACAGAUGAAACCCAUUCAUACGCUUUUGUAUGUAUCUGCAGGUUUUAGGAUCAUUCUAGAUAUGGUUGACACUUUGUAUCUGGUUCGUUUAUUAGUAGUUUUGCUACAUUUUAUAAGAUAUUUACAGGCUUGCUACUAAUAUUUUCCCACUUCAUACGUGGGGAAUGUAAGAGCAUUGUUAAAUAUAAAGAUGCCUUAAAGGUGACAGUAUUAAAGUUUGUGUAGCACUUAGAACUUAUUUUUAUACCUGACUUCCAACUCUGCUUGGAUGAACUUUGUUAUUCGAUCAUAGAGUGUUUGAAAUUAUUUAUUGUCUAAGUGAUCGGCAUCAGAUCUGGAGGGACAAUUGGACGGGCAUCAUCAGGACAAAAAAAUAAAUAAAAAAUAAGCUGAGAUCUACAUAGUGCUACAAAGUAGGCGAGUUGUGAAAAUAUAAUUCUAAUAAAUCAACUAACCUUCAAUAAAUCAAAUUCAAUUCUU